AAGGACGUGGUUGUUUCCCCAUUCCUCAGGCACCGGGCUCCUGCCUCUCCUCGUGCAUGGUGGUGGCCAGGAGCCCAAUGGGCGGUCCAGUGCCAGGAUCCUUGCAGGUGGCCUCAGCCUUUUAGGGUGGAUGUCACCAAAGUGUCCCAGUCUCCGAGACCAAGCACCAGAGAGUGUGCACCCACAACCCAGGUCACACAGGCUCCAGGUCCUUGCCCUGCAGCCCUGGGUCCCCUCUCAGGAGCUGCCUCAUCAUCACUGAUGAGACCUUGAGAAAAGUUGCAGGGGUUCAAAGUGACAGCAUAGAAAGAUCAGAAGGAUUUCCAAAGUAGAAAGAAGGAAGAAAACCGCUUCUACUUCUACCAUCCAGAGAUGAUAACCUUUAGUAUUUGGGAAUAUCCACCUUUUUUUUUUUUUUUUUUAAGAUUUUAUUUAUUAGAGAGAGAGCUACAGAGGGAGAGGGAGAAGCAGGCUCCCCGCUGAGCAGGGAGCCCGACUGGGGACUCAUCCCAGGACCCUGGGAUCAGGACCAGAGCGGAAGGCAGAGGCUUAACCAACUCAGCCACCCAAGCGACCCCCACCCAGUCUUUUUCUAUCGGUGGGGCUGCUACCCGACUAGAGGUGACAUUUGUUCUCUGUCAUUGACAUUGUGACAGAUACUUCAUGCUCUUAUAUAUCGUGUGUCCCCACUCCCAACAGCUGCAUCUGAAUUCAUCCAGGGCCCAUUCUGUAAGUCAGUGACCAUUUCUCUGUUGACAAGAGUGGGUUGGCCAGGAGCCCCUGCACAGGCAGAGGGCACACAGAAAUCGUCCCGGGAGAGGGAGCCAGGAAGACCCAAAAGGAGGCUGCAGGGAUGGGGCUGCUGGUUUCGCCCGCUUGGCCUCAGUUCUUUUGUGUCCAGGCUCAAGCCCCGUUUUCCUGGGAGUAAGCGCGCCCCACGUGGAGCGGAGGCAGGGAGAUCGCAGCGCCGGAGGAGGGCACGUCAGUUCCCGGAAUUGGCCGCAGGGCGCAGGCGCGCGGGGCCACCGUUCGCGGCGGGGCCCGGGUGCUGGGUGCCCGCCACCGUUCGCGGCCCGGCCCGGGUGCUGGGUGCCGGCCACCAGCAGGCCAGGCUCCGAGAUGGCCUCCCAGGCGCCGUCCGCCCCCUGCUCCCCAGAAUGCCUGGACGAGGACGGGAAGACAGUGUCCCAGCUGCAUAGCGUGCAGCUGCCCUCGGUCCUCUCCAGCGACCUUGAGCAACUGUUCCAUAAACUGCCCGGCACGGCUCUGAUCAGGGCCUAUGGCCGCUUCAAGCUGUCGACGUUGGAGGCACGCCAGGACGGGCUGCUGGCUCCCUGUGACCCGCUGGAGGUCAGCAGGGACUCGCCACCACCCCAGGAGCACCCGAAGCCUGAGAAGAAGUUCUGGGGCGACCAGGAAACCGUCUCCAAGAUCCCGUUUAAAGUUCUGAGGGGACAUGAGGACCUUGUGAGCUCCUGUAUCUUCUGUGUGGAUGACACGAAGCUCCUCAGUGGCUCUUAUGACUGCACUCUAAAGCUGUGGGAUGCUGUGGAUGGCUCAGUCAUUCGGGAUUUUGAGCAGAGGCCCAAAGCUCCUGUUUCAGAGUGCAGCGUGACGGCUGAUGGCAGAAGAAUUAUCACAGCGUCCUAUGACAAAGCGGUGAGGGCUUGGGAUCUUGAGACAGGCAAGCUGCUGUGGAAGAUCAAUCACGAAACCUUCAUAGCCUCCUGUAAGGUUUCUCCUGAUGGCAAAUACGUGGUCUCGGCCUUGGAUGUGGACCGCGCAAUCUGUAUAACAGACGCAGAAAAUGCCACCACCGUGUCACACAUCAAAAACCAUCACAACCGGUCCCUCACAGCGUGCUGCUUUGACCCCGACAGCCAGAAGGUGGCUUCCGUCUCGCUGGACAAAAGCAUCAAGAUCUGGGAUAUUACAUCCCAGGCCACGCUGCUCACCAUCACCAAGGCACAUUCCAGUGCAAUUUCAAACUGCUGUUUUACCUUCAGUGGCCAUUUCCUGUGUACAAGCUCUUGGGAUAAAACCUUAAAAAUAUGGAACGUCCAUACAGGCGAGUUUCGGAACUGUGGAGCCUGUGUGACUCUGAUGAAGGGCCAUGAAGGUUCUGUGAGCUCCUGCCACUUUUCCAGAGACACCUCUUUUCUCGUGUCUGGAGGGUUCGACAGGACUGUGGCUAUCUGGGAUGUAGGAGAAGGCUACCGGAAGCUCUCCCUGAAGGGCCACAGUGACUGGGUGACAGACGUUGCCAUUAGCAACAACAAGAAAUGGGUCCUGUCUGCUUCAAAGGACAAAACCAUGAGGCUAUGGAAUAUUGAAGAAAUUGACCAAAUUCCUUUGGUAAUCGAGUACAAAAAGGCCCUGGGCUUAAAGGUGAAACAGUGUGAAGUAUGUGACAGGCCUUUCUCCAUCUACGAAAGUGACAUCUUUUCUGAAACAGUCACCCAAUGUGUGUUCUGCCGGAUGGAUGCCAAAGACUUGUCAACAGAGGCCCCAUCAUUAUCAGGAGGGGAAGACUCACUGUCACAGGACGGCAGCCCGGGCGCAGAUGACUGAUGGCCAUUGGGCUUGCUGACUUGACUUGAGCACGUCACCUGUGACGCACGUUUUUCUCUAGGGCUGGACCCUGGCCGGGAGCGCAUGUCAGACUGGGGCAAG
This is a messenger RNA of Mirounga angustirostris (Northern elephant seal), 2673 nucleotides long. RefSeq names its product WD repeat domain 88 (gene WDR88). Bases 1120 to 2571 code for a protein of 483 amino acids. The record is from RefSeq and is a predicted model, not a curated record. The transcript has 11 exons. Gene Ontology annotation, molecular function: protein binding. Lineage: Eukaryota; Metazoa; Chordata; Mammalia; Carnivora; Phocidae.